AACAUCUGGGGUGUCUGAUAAUGCUUGGCUUGGCAGGGACUUCAUGCCAAGUCCCGCCAUCAACACGGUUGCUGGUGUUUAUUGGGGAGGGGGAGAGCUACAGGGGCCUGGUCACAGGAAAGGGUGUCUCAGAGCCCCUUCUCAGGAUCCCCAUUCUGUCUGUUACCCCUUCUACAGGAAGAUAACUAAGAGUAGGGCACCAAGUCUAUCCUUUUGGGGGGACUCAGUGCCUCGCUUUACCCAACACCUGAACCCUCAACCUCUGAGCCCCCAGCCCCUGAACCUCUGACUUGGCUUUAUAUAUGGGGUCAGUCCUUAAGGCCCAGCCCUUAAACAGGCUGAGAUGAGGUCUCUUCCUCAGAAACAGUGACCCCCGCCUUGCCUGCCUCUUAUCAGGGGCUGCAGCCAAUCAGCUGAGGGCAGAGAGGAGCCCUCCAAGGGGCCAUUGGUGUCUCAGAGCCCACGAGGCCACGGAGGGAGAGGAGGCCUGAGGCCCAGGGUGGGCACCAGCCGGCCAUGGCUGCAGCUGAGACCGCCUUGCCCUCCAUCAGCACGCUGACCACCCUGGGCCCCUUCCUGGACACACAGGAGGACUUUCUCAAGUGGUGGCGCUCUGAGGAGGUGCAGGACUUGGGUCCGGGGCCCCCUGAUCCCACCGGGCUGCCCCUCCACGUGAGGCCGGAGUUGCAGGACGCGCCCAGGGAGGACGAAGACGGAGAGAGGGACUCGGCCACUGCCUGGGAUCUGGAUCUCCUCCUCACCAAUUUCUCGUGCCCAGAGCCGGGCGGCGCGCCCCAAACCUGCGCUUUGGCGCCAGGCGAGUGCCCCGGGGUGCAAUUCCCGCCGCCGCCGCCGCCGCCGCCGCCACCCGAGACUCCCAGCCCGUAUGUGGGCGGCCCGGGGCUGGUGGCUGGGCUCUUGGGUCCCGAGGAGCACCCGGGCUGGGCACGCCCGGCCCCAAGAGCCCCGGCCCCGGACGCCUUCGCGGGCUCAGCCCUGGGCCCAGCGCCCGAGCCCAAGGCACUGCCGCUGCAGCCGGUGUACCCCGGGCCAGGUGCGGGCUCCUCCGGCAGCUACUUCUCGAGGACCGCGCUUUCAGUGCCCACGGCGCCAGGCGCCCCCUACGGGCUGCUGUCCGGGUACCCAGCGCUGUACCCGGUGCCGCAGUACCAAGGGCACUUCCAGCUCUUCCGCGGGCUCCCGGCGCCUGCGCCCGGCCCCACAUCACCCCCUUCUUUCUUGAGUUGUCUGGGACCCGGGACGGCGGGUGCGGGACUCCGAGGGACCGCAGGAGACCCAGGAGGGAUCGCGGACGCGGCGCCAUCCAAACGCAGCCGGCGAUCGUGGGCGCGCAAGAGGCAGGCGGCGCACACAUGCACGCACCCGGGCUGUGGGAAGAGCUACACCAAGAGCUCGCACCUGAAGGCUCAUCUGCGCACGCACACAGGGGAGAAGCCCUACGCCUGCACGUGGGACGGCUGUGGCUGGAGGUUCGCGCGCUCGGACGAACUGACCCGCCACUACCGGAAGCACACCGGACAGCGCCCCUUCCGCUGCCAGCUCUGCCCGCGCGCUUUUUCACGCUCCGAUCACCUGGCCCUGCACAUGAAGCGUCAUCUUUGAGCCCUGCCCCAACACUUGGACCCGUCCUGGGGAUUGGGGAUGGGACAAGAGCAGAUCCACACAGGGUGCUUUUCCCUCGGACGGGCCCUCUCCUGGAUUCGCGGCCCCACAGAUCCACCCAAAGAUCAAGGACUGGCCCACAGACAGACUGGGGGAGCCUCCAACCCAAGCUCCCACACAUCCUCAGCCACAGAGCUACACAGAUACAGCAAGACAGAGAGACCUCCAAAUAAACGGACUCAGUUGGACACUCAGACAUUUCGGAGAGACAGACCCUCAGAGAGCUGGACCCUCAGACCAGCUUACAAGAGGCCCUGGGCAGUGGGAGUGGUUGUGGGGUGAGGCUUCCCAAAGACCCCGGGCCUGGAAGGGGGCUUCACACCUUGACUAAUGAAGCUCUGCAUAGUGGCUGGAUCUGCUGUGAAUGGUUAUGGGUCCUGUACCAAUGCCCCUCCCAGAUAAAGGUUCAGCGUUGGCCUGACUUUGUGGGUUUUGGCUGCUGGAAGAUGGGAGGAAGUUUACUCUCAGGGGUGAGUUUGGGGGGCCAUACACACCUUCACACCCUCAUGUAAACUUCAGCGACCCCUCUUGGCACUGGAGGCUUUGCCGCCCCUCCCGGUCACACCCCCAGAUUAGCCUAAAUCGUCCUUGUCUCCUGCCUUGAACCCCAGGUACAUUCACUGGGACCGUCUCCCUCGGUCCCCAGCCCUCAGCCUGGCCCCAUCACCCUCCACCGUGACCCGAUCCAAAAUAUUCCCUUGAAUAGCUACCUCAGGGGGCCCCAGGAAAACAUGUGGAAUAAAAAGGGGGAGGAUCAGGAGCACAAGCGCCCCUUAAAAGAGCAAAAUUCACAAGAGUUAGACCUCAGGUUGUAAGACAGGAAAGGAAAAAAUCCAAUCUGCGUUUGACCCAGGAGCCGGAGCAGCGGGGUGCUAACGGAAGACAGCGGUUUGAGAC
This is a messenger RNA of Mirounga angustirostris (Northern elephant seal), 2580 nucleotides long. It is a transcript of the gene KLF1, whose product is annotated as KLF transcription factor 1. The record is from RefSeq and is a predicted model, not a curated record. Gene Ontology annotation, molecular function: DNA-binding transcription factor activity, RNA polymerase II-specific; RNA polymerase II cis-regulatory region sequence-specific DNA binding. The coding region runs from base 517 to 1623 and encodes 368 amino acids. Gene Ontology annotation, biological process: regulation of transcription by RNA polymerase II. The transcript is spliced from 3 exons. Lineage: Eukaryota; Metazoa; Chordata; Mammalia; Carnivora; Phocidae.